Messenger RNA from Dreissena polymorpha, 5083 nucleotides. Its product is annotated as PX domain-containing protein kinase-like protein. Lineage: Eukaryota; Metazoa; Mollusca; Bivalvia; Myida; Dreissenidae. The transcript has 14 exons. Gene Ontology annotation, biological process: protein targeting to lysosome; protein phosphorylation; endosome to lysosome transport. Gene Ontology annotation, cellular component: early endosome; extrinsic component of endosome membrane; late endosome. Gene Ontology annotation, molecular function: actin binding; phosphatidylinositol binding; protein kinase activity. The record is from RefSeq and is a predicted model, not a curated record. The coding region runs from base 164 to 1858 and encodes 564 amino acids.
ACCAUGCAUUUACGACAUUGGCUUGAUUUACCGCAAAAUGUACGCCCACUGAAAAAUUGAUACUUUCGUUUAGUUUUAAAUUUAGUUUUAACGUUACCUUUAAAUAUACCGAGAACACAAACAAACAAUGACUUUAUAACGGAUUUAUUUGUAUGCAAAUCAUAUGGCUAACAAGUUAUUCGAAGGUCAGAAGGCAGUAAAACUCUCCAUCGAUGACACAGUUCCACUUUCUUGUCAUAUUGACAGUGGAGAGAAAAUACAAGAUCAUGUGGAAUACACACUGAAGGUUCAACGAGGUCUGCUGGUAGAUCAGUGCUGGCUUUUGAGAAAACGUUAUACAGACUUUGUGAAUCUUGACUCGGAUCUCCGCAUGUCCAAUAUUGACCUUAACCUACCGCCUAAGAAGGCAUUCGGCAACUUCAACAGGGAGUUUAUUGCAGAGAGGCAAGUAGCAUUACAGACGUUUGUGAGUGAUCUGCUUAAGCGCCCUAUAUUGGCCAACUGCUUGCCUGUGAAGAGAUUCUUUGAUCCUGAUAACUACUCAGUCAACUUCCUUGAGGAGGCCCUGCAGCAUGUGUCCAUGGUGCUGAGGUCAGAGCCCAGCUGGGAAGUGGUAGAAUCCCUGCCCCAUAUAGGUUGGCGAAUCCGGAAGUCCUUUAUACUUGUGAAGCCAGUACACGAUCCCAAACUGCGAUACAUCCUGUCAUGGAACGAGUUUGGUCCCUACCGGUAUCUACCAAACAAGGAACUGUCGGCUCUCAUGAAUCUUCUCUGUGAUAUCAAACAUCCUCACAUCAUGUCCCCAUCUUUGUCCAUGUCCAACGAGAGUGGAGGUCUUGUUAUUCGUCCAUUUGGUGAAAAGGGAACUCUAAAAGACAUUAUAUGCAAGAGUAAACCAAAAAACCAUUUCUUAAAAAAAUAUGCCACAGCACCUGUCAAAAUUACAAGGAUGGACUUGAAUGCAGUAAGAACAUUUGGGCGUCAGAUUUUAGAAACUCUUCGGUUGUUACAUGAAAAAGGAUUGCCAUAUGGUAAUUUACAUACUGGCAACCUGGUUGUGAUAGGAGGACAAAUUCAGGUCCUGGAAUUGGAGAGUUGGUUACUAGGGUUACCUGGUUACCACAGGCAACACAUUCUACAGUUCAAGAAAAUUCAGACCACAGAGCAGAUGGAUGUGUAUUGUUUCGGCCACGUCCUGUAUGAAAUGACAUUUGGCAGUGAACUAAUGGCUGACAGCUGUAAUGACUUUCCCCCACAAUGCCCUGCUCAACUACGGUCAGUGCUGGAAUCUAUACUGACAACAGAAGCAUGCAAAAACGGUCUCCCCUCUGUGCAGAAUCUUCUAACUCAUCCGCUGUUUGCUGACGUCAGUCUGACCACCCAGGAGAAGCCGUACCUGAAGAUCCCCAGUAAGCUGAAGGAGCCACUGCGGAAGGCCAAGGAGGAGUUUGAGGCCAGGCUCAGGGAGGAACAGAAGAGGAUUUACAAGAAAGAAAAGGUCUCAAAAGCAAAGGAGUAUCACAUGUCAGAAGAUGUGAAGAAAGAACGAAGAAAAUCAAAAAAGAAAGCACUGGAGAGUGAGAGAGCAGCAGCUGCAGCCAUCGGCAACAACAGCCAGGGGGCAUCAGCACCAGCACCCCCCCUGGGUGCCCCACCCCCACCACCCCCUCCCAGCAACCUUGGGGCCCCACGGGCGCCACCUCCACCAGCGCCACCUGGCCCAGCUCCACUUCCACCAAUGUCAGCCCAGCCUCCAUCAACUGGGGGUCGGGGCGCCCUGCUCAGCUCCAUCACUGGCUUCAGCAAGGGAGGCCUCAAGAAGGCCGUCACAGUUGACAAGAGUGGACCCAAGUUGUAAAAAUAUUAGCUGCUUUAUGGACUAACUGGGCUUAAUGUAUGUGUGUAAAGAUUUGUCCCAGAUUAGCCGGUGCAGUCCAUAAUCUUAGACAACACUUUCUGCCUAAACUGGAUAUUCACACAAAAAAUACCAUACAAGCAGAAAGUGUCAUCUGUGAUAAGCCUGUGCAGACUUAAUGCGCAUGCAUUAAACCCAGUUUUCCAAGAUCAAGACUCAUAUAGAGAAUAUUUACGGAGCACACCAAAGUGCAUCUAAGGACAGAGAUUUCUUGCGUAUUUGCCUCCAUCUUGAAAGUAGUUCCUAUCAUGCAUCGAGACAAAUUACACAAAUUUGUGGAAAAGCAAUGAAGACUCAGUCAAUGUCACUUGCUGUCAUGCUCAGUACAAUUGUUCACUAGUACUAACCGGCUUGUAAUAUUACAUCUGUAAAUUGAGCUCAGAUAAUUGAAAAUUUGUCACAGAAUGUGAAACUAUCACAUAUUAAAAUAUAAGGCUACCAUAGUGCAAAAAGAAAAUUUUUGUGAGAUGUGCUUGAAAUAAAAAUAAGUCAUUUUAGCCACCAUGUAAAUCAUGUUAUUAAACACAUUCCAUUGUUCAGUAAUAAACAUUUGUAAACACAUACUCGUGAACAUUAAACUCUGUUACUUGAAUUGUUUCUUAAAUUUCAACCCUAUUUUGCUCUUGCUACUGUUUCACAUGUUAUUUGACAUCUUGCCACAUUUCAAUCAAGUUCUUAUCUUAAUAUUAAUUGACCAAUCAGCAAUCAAGAAAUCAGGUGCACCAGUUGCUAUUGAUCUCUCCGCAAUUUUCCAGACAAGCCGAAUAUCUAGAUUCUCAUUUUAUCAAUGAGUUUUGUUUAUUUUCUUUAAAAGAAAAAGAUGUUAAUGAAGGAUGGUUAAACAGUGUCAAUGGGGUUGACUUAACUCGGAUGACGGCAAUUUGGGAUUUAUAAUGUCAUAUUAGCAAUAUUUAAUUUGAAUAAUAUCAUGUUUUUAAUUAAAAUAAUUGCGUUAGUUAGCCUGUCUAGAUUUUAUAACAGCAAGGCCAUGUUACUAAGUGGGUGGAGCGAUCGCCUGCCAGGCAAAAUGUCAAUAACACUGUUUAACUGUAUUUUAAAGGGAUAUCUUUAUAAAUCUAUUUAUGCCUCGACUGUUUGUGUAAAGCUUGAUAUAGCUGUUGUAAUGGUUGAAUGUAUGUGAGUGUGAGAGAGGCUUGUCCUCAGUAGUCCAUAUGAGUUUGUCUUGACUGGAAGUUAAUCCUUUAUGAUUAUAUUUUUGAAUAAGUCACAAUAAAUGAUUAUCAUGAAACACUGAAAACGAUGUGUUUUGUUCAAGACCCAAUUCACCAGCUUUAAUGUCAAGUUCACACUAACAGGUCAAAGGUCAAGUUUUUGUACCACACGUAUGUUUAUGGAGGCUGCAUCUAUAUAUGCAACUUUAAAAUAACUUACCAUUAAUGUUCACUAUGUUCAGAUGCUGCGUAGCGUGGAAGACUCAUAUCCCUUUCUCAAAGGUCAAGGUAAUUUUUAAAGGUCAUAUUGGUCAUAGCUUGUUUUGACUGUAACGUCUAAAUUCAUCAAUUAAUUUUUAAAUGAACCAACUCUAAUGUUCACAAUUGACUGAGGGCAUGUUGGGUGCCCUCAAGAGGGCCGUCACAGUGAACAACAGCACACGCUAAAAAUAGUAGCUGUGUCCAUGAUUCAAAGUUCAAAGUCAUACCUGAAGAUCCAUUCUCAAAAUAUUGGCAUAAAAGUAAUAUAUGCAUCUUGACCGACUGCCUCUUAUCCGUCAAUGGGAUAAUUUCAGGUUCACACUAUUGAUUGGAAAGGUAUAUGUAUAACUCAUGGAAUAUUUCGCGAUUUCCUGACAGUUCCUAAUAUUCCAUGAGUUAUCUCCACACUCAGACCAACCAGCGGAAAACGGUUGAUACUCGCUGAAACCGCUUCCGGUUGGCCCUAUGAUAGUUAAUAAGGUAGAUGUACCUGUUUGAAGACUCAACUUCUCCAUCAAUUCGAGGCAUCGGCGGCCAUAUUUUCUCAAAUUUGACCACGUGAUUCCCCGCAUUGUAAUUAUGGCAGAGUUUUUUUCAUGGUAGUUUCAUUGAAAGCUGAAAAGUGUUUACUUGGAAUCGAACAGAUAAUGUAAUUACAUAAUAAUUGCUCAUUGAAGUUUUACAAUUGGAUUCAUAAUCAUCAAUGUUUUCAUAAUUUGUGUGAAUACUGGUAAACUUUAGAUUUGUUGCAAGGGUUUUGUAGAAACUGAUAUUAUUUCAUGUUAUUUAAUUGCCUUCUGUGGAUAUUGUUGUGUUACUGUAAUAGUAUAAGAUACAAUAUUCAUACUUAAAUAUUGUUUAAAAUGAACUGGUUGUUUUAUCUUAAUUUUGCUCAAACACUUGUUACAACUCAUAUUUGUUUACAUGUUUAAUCCACCCUUUCCAAGUGGGAUGCUAAUAUAGGAAUCCCAUUUGUCUAUUCAUCCAUCCCUGUACAUGUAUUCAUCAGUUGGUAAGUCUUUCUGUAUCAUUUUUGUGUCCAUUCUAUAUCCUCUUUAGCCUUUGCUUGAUGACUUUUGCCUAAAAUGUUAAGGUCAGUGAGAUAAUGAACAGAAGGCACAUAUAUAGUCAGACAUGCCGACUGAAUGUCAAUGUCAUACUUCAAAAGUUUGAGCCACAAUGUUUUUUUUAAAGAUUUUUAUUGAACUUUAUUCAAAUAUUAAGAUUAUUAAGAUAGUGUGCAGAAGGCGUGAAUCAGAAACGCAUGAUCAUGGUAAUGGUAACACUAAGAGGGCAACAAUUUGUCUUCAUUUGUGUAUCCAAUUCUUUUUGUAUUUGGUUGAAUGAUGUUCAAAGUGGAAGGAGCAAAGGAUUUCCACAUUUCUCUUUUUAAAAUAUUAAACGCGGUAAGCUUCUUGCUGCUGUUAAAUUAUGUUGUGGAAGACCAAAAAAUAUGUUCAUUUCUAACACAAAGGUAUCGUUUGUUCAUUGGUUCAAUUCUUAUCAAAAUUUUGUUCACAUUUACUGUACUUUAAGUAUACAUGUUUUGUUUAAUGUGUGACCUAAUACAGUUUCUUUGAGGAUAAGUAUUGUAAUGCAGUUUUGAAUUUGUAUAUCUGUUUUUAUAUGGCUGUAUAUAGUCCAGAAAUAUAUACUUGUCUGUUGAAAUUGUGCAAUAUUAAUGUAUCCUUGCCAUUAUUACUCGAACUGGCAUUAAAUAAAGAACUAACACUUA